AUGUAUUAUUUCUUUUCUAUUUCUUCCUUUCUUUUUUCUUUUUCUUUCUUUGUUUUUUUUAAUUUCCUCUCCCCCCACAUCUCUCUCUCUCUCUCUCUCUCUCUCUCUCUCUCUCUCUCUCUCUCUUUUAGUUUUCAUUCUGGGUUUCUCUCUCUCUGUCAUUUUUUUUUCGUCGUCUGCUUUUUUCCAUCUUUCAUUCUAGUUUUUUUUCUUUCAUUUCACUCACUUCGUUUACAAAUUUUUCUUCUUUACUUUUUUUUUUCAUUUUUUCUUCUCUUUUAUUCGGUUCUUUUAUUCUUAUUUUUUAUUCUUAAAGUUUUCUCUUUAUUUCUUCUUUUGUUUAUUUUAAUUUUAUUCUCCUCCACCUCUCUCUCUCUCUCUCUCUCUCUCUCUCUCUCUCCCCGUUUCAAUUCUAAUUCUUCUUUCUUUUUUCGUUUUUUCUCUUUUUUCUUCUUUCUUUGUUUAUUUUUUAUUUUCUCUCUUUCUCUCUCUUUUCUCCCCUUUUUUUUUUCAAAUUUUUAUUUUAUUUAUCUCUCUUUUCUCUUCCCUUUCCUUUUUUCUUCUUUAUUUUUGGCGUUAUUUUUUCUCUCUCUCUGUCUGUCUGUUAUCUGUCUGUCUCUCUCUCUCUCUCUCUCUCUCUCUCUCUCUCUCUCUCUCCAUUUCAAUUCUUUCUUUUUUUUUUUUUUUUUCUUCUUUCUUUAUUUUUAUUUUAUUCCCCCCGUCCUCUCUCUCUCUCUCUCUCUCUCUCUCUCUCUCGUUUCAAAUGUAAUUUUUAUCUCCUUUUUCUUUGUUUUCUUUAUCUUUUCUUUUCCUUCUUUUUUUAUUUUAUUCCCCCUCUCUCUGUCUCUCUCUCCCUCCCUUUCUCCUUCUAAUUCUUCUUUGUUUUGUCUUUAUUUUUUCUCUUUAUUUCUUCUUUUGUUUAUUUUAUUCUCCCCUCUCUCUCCCUCUCUCUCUCCCUCUCUCUCUCUCACACACACACUCUGUCUCCCCCGUUUCAAUUCUAAUUCUUUUUCUUUUUUCUUCGUUUUUUCACUUUUUUCUUCUUUCUUUUUUAUUUUAUUCCCCCCUCUCUCUCUCUUUCUCUCUCUCUUUCUCUCUCUCUCUCUUUCUCUCUCUCUCGUUUCAAAUGUAAUUUUUAUCUCUCUUUUCUUUGUUUUCUUUAUCUUUUCUUUUCCUUCUUUAUUUCUAUUUUAUUCUCUCCCCCCUCCCCCUCCUCCCCCUCUCUCUCUCUCUCUCUCUCUCUUCUUACUUUUUACUUUUCUUCGACUGUGGUACCCGGCGCUUGUAGCAAGACCGAUUCAAAAAACCAAAAAAGAAAGGAAAAUCUGGCCCCAGUCCAAUCAGGCGCGUGAUUCGCUGCCGAGUUAUAAGAGUGCAGCUGCAAACUUUAAGGGUUGCUUAACAAGUUCCUGUGAACAAUUUGGGGAACAGCGGACAGGUGGAGAGUAA
Acanthosepion pharaonis is the source of this 1449-nucleotide messenger RNA. NCBI's taxonomy places the organism in Eukaryota, Metazoa, Mollusca, Cephalopoda, Sepiida, Sepiidae. The record is from the annotation of a GenBank genome assembly.